This is a messenger RNA of Ilyonectria robusta, 1710 nucleotides long. RefSeq lists its product as uncharacterized. NCBI's taxonomy places the organism in Eukaryota, Fungi, Ascomycota, Sordariomycetes, Hypocreales, Nectriaceae. Gene Ontology annotation, molecular function: DNA-binding transcription factor activity; DNA binding. The transcript has 3 exons. Gene Ontology annotation, cellular component: nuclear chromosome. Gene Ontology annotation, biological process: meiotic cell cycle; positive regulation of transcription by RNA polymerase II. The record is from RefSeq and is a predicted model, not a curated record. Bases 1 to 1710 code for a protein of 569 amino acids.
AUGGGCUACAUGGACAUGGCGACGCACGCUGAAGAGAUGAGAUAUCCCCAGGAAGCCAAUACUACUUCUCUCUCGAUAGAGCCCACCCAGCCCUCGUCGCUCUUAAACCUAUUCCACCCGCCAACCAGCAACUCCACAGCGCCAUAUCCCCAGGACGCAGGUGCCGCCUUUUAUCAACCUCAAUCCAACCCUCACAUCUUUUCGGGGUACGACAUCCGUGCUCGCCUGGGCUCAAACAGCGCCGCAUCUACGGGAAUGGCACAUCCCCAUCCCCAUCCCCAUCGUACCUCAGGUCUCCCACACCCGGGUCAGCAGAUCAGCACCCGUGAGCAGUACACUCCGGCAACGCCAUCCUACAAAAGGGCGUCGGAGCACCCAUCGCGAUCCCCGUCUUUCCCCUUGAACACGCUUCGACGCAAUCCCUUGUCGCCCACUCCGAGCCCCAUUACCUCGUUCCCGGUCGGAGGGCCAAACAUGGGCUCCGCUCAGUUUUCCAACCGGGGUGCUCAGAGUAUUCCGCCUCUGCUGUCUGUCAACACAAUGGGUUCCCUCCAGUACCAAGAUGGCGCCGGCACGCCGGUCAAGGUUGACAUUACCGGAAUCAUUGACAAGGGUUUCUUCCUCUCCGACAACGAGUGGACCUGUUACCGGAGGAACUACUUCUCAUGUGGCUGCUCCUUCUCCCUGACCCCCUACAUGCCUGAUGUGUCAAUUCAAUUCACGGCCACGAAUUCAACCCAGACUGUUCAACUCUACGGUUUCGCAAUGUGCAUCUCAGCGGUCGUGUCAGACAAUGAACAGCACAACAUCGAUCUGGUUCAGCACACCCCCAAGAGAGACAAGGGACCCAUCAUGAAGCCUGAGAAGAUUCGGCUCGGGGUCAAGCCGCCCCAGCAGGGCCAUCACCAUCAUAUGGAGAUGUUCCCAAGCGCCGUGGUAUCCAGUCGUUACCCUGACAGCUUCACACCCGCCGGCGGCCAAACGCAUCCGACAGAACACACUUUUGAGCGUAUUCAGUUCAAGCAAGCGACUCAAAACAACGGCAAGAGAAGGGCUGCGCAGCAAUACUAUCAGCUCGUCGUUGAACUCUGGGGCGAUGUUGGAUCCCAGGCCCCCGGUGAACAGUUCGUCAAACUCGCCUGUCGAAAGUCUGCCAAGAUGAUCGUCCGCGGGCGAUCCCCUGGGCACUAUCAGAACGACCGGCGGGGGAGCCAAAGCAGCGGCCCCGGUGGUUCGUCUGGCAAUCUGAGCAGCUACGUCCCCGGUGGCAGCAUGAGCGACUUCAACCAGAACCCAAUGCUGGGGCCAUCGGCCUACCAGCAAGGAUUCGAUGGGCGGGGAAACAUUUACAAUGUUCGCCACCACGAUAUACCACCAGAGUCUAUAAUCCCUUCGGAAAAUGCAAAGGCGAUCGACACGGCGAAAGAGUAUCAAUACUAUCCAGGCGCCAUGUACGACGGGCAGAGUGACCGGAUCGAUCUCUUCAAUUCCCGCAGUGAGGCGGAGGCUGCCGUGCCCCACAUGGCCACUGGCAUGGACGUGAAUGGAAAAAUCAAGCACGAAUACGAUGGGGCUACUCUGCCUAGCAUCUUCCAUCCGCCGGGGCAGGUAAGCGAGCGCCGCCCAGGGCCGUUUGAUGGCAAGCCAAACACCAACGGCUACUAUCCGACCAUGGUUCCACCCCCGGGUGUCAACAUCACCAUGACUUGA